GCCCUCUACAGGGACGUCAUGCAGGAGAACUACGAGACGGUGACCUCGCUGGGAUUCCCCAUUCCCAAACCUGAACUGAUCGCCCGGCUGGAACGAGGGGAAGAGCCGUGGGUCCCAGAUCUCCAGGCCACGAAGGAAAGGGAGAGCCCGAGGGGCACCUGCACAGCAGGUGAUAGGACAGUGAGUGAGAACAAGGAGGAGAAUCAGCAGCAGGAAGGUCCUGGGAAAGUGGAACCGCAGGAGACGUUUUUGAGAAGAGCUGAAGGGAAUUUUUCCCAGGACUUGGAACAGGGAAAAGUCUGGGGAGAUCCACACAGAUCAGAGAUGCAGGUGGGAAAUUAUCCCAGGAGGAAACUGGAUGAAUCCAUUCAAUAUGGGACAACAUGCAAAGAUCCCAAGGAAACCACAGCCCAGCAGACAUAUCACAGGGAAGAGAAACCCUAUAAACACCUAGAGAGUAGGAAGAGAUUCAAUAUGAGUAGAAACCUUGUUACACUUCAGAGAAACCACUCAGGUGAGAAACCGUAUAAAUGCUUGGACUGUGGGAAAACCUUCAGUAAGAGCUCAGGCCUUGUUAAACAUGGCAGAAUGCACAUGGGGGAGCGACCUUAUAAAUGCCUGGACUGUGGGAAAACCUUCAUUCAGAGCUCAGAUCUUAUUAUACACCAGAGGCUGCACACAGGAGAGAGACCUUAUAAUUGCCUCGAGUGUGGGAAAAGAUUCAACGUGAGAUCAAACCUUAUUAAACAUCAGCAAAAACACACAGGAGGGAAACCCCAUAUUUGCAUGGAUUGCGGGAAAUGUUUCAGUCACAGCUCCUACCUUAUUACGCAUCAGAGACUGCACACGGGAGAGAGACCCUAUAAAUGUCUUGAGUGUGGGAAAAGCUUCAGUAACAGUGCACACCUUAUUAAACAUCGCCGAAUUCACACAGGAGAGAGACCCUAUAAAUGUCUUGAGUGCAGGAAAAGUUUCAAUCAGAGCUCACACCUUACUGUACAUCAGAGAACACACACAGGGCAAAAACCCCAUACAUGUUUGGACUGUGGGAAAAGUUUUAGUCAGAGAUCGGUCCUUCUUAGACAUCAGCGAAUCCAUACAGGAGAGAAACCCUAUACGUGUUUGGACUGUGGGAAAAGUUUUAGUCAGAGAUCAUCCCUUCUUACGCAUCAGAGAAUCCAUACGGGAGAGAAACCCCAUACUUGUUUGGACUGUGGGAAAAGAUUCAUUCAGAAAUCACACCUUACUACACAUCAGACAAUCCACGUGGGAGAGAAAACCCAUAAAUGUUUGGACUGUGGGAAAAGCUUCAGUAACAGUUCCUACCUCACUAAACACCGGAGAAUCCAUAAGAGUGGGAUACCCGCCCUCUACAGGGACGUCAUGCAGGAGAACUAUGAGACAGUGACCUCGCUGGGAUUUGCUGUUCCCAAACCUGACCUGAUCGCCCAACUGGAACGAGGGGAAGAGCCGUGGGUCCCGGAUCUCCAGGCCGCUGAGGAAAGGGAGAGCCAAAGAGGCACCCACACAGGCGAUGAGACAGUGAGUGAGAAUGAAGAGGAGAAUCAUCAAUCUGAAGGUCCUGAGCAAUUGGAACCCCUGGGGACCAUUAUUAAAACAGCUGAUGGAAAUUUUUCCCAGUGCUUGGAACAGGGGGAAGCCUGGGGAAAUUGGCACAGGUCAGCGAAGCAUCUGGGAAACCACCCAACGAAGAAAAGGAAUGAAUCCAUUGAACGUGGGGCAGGAUGCACAGAUCCUAAGGAAACUACAGCCCAGCAGACAAAUCCCAAGGAGGAGAAACUCUAUAAAUGCCUCGACUGUGGGAAAAGCUUCGGUGUGAGAACCAACCUUAUUACGCAUCAGAGAAACCACACGGGAGAGAAGCCCUAUAAAUGCUGGGAGUGUGGGAAAAGCUUCCAUCAGAGCUCAAGCCUCACUAAACAUCGGAGAAUCCACACGGGAGAGAGACCCUAUGAAUGCCUCGACUGCGGGAAAAGAUUCAGUGUGAGAACAAACCUUAUUACGCAUCAGAGACUGCACACGGGAGAGAAGCCCUAUAAAUGCUUGGACUGCGGGAAAAGCUUUAGUCAGAGCUCAAGCCUUACCAAUCAUCGGAGAAUCCACACAGGAGAGACACCCUAUAAAUGCCUUGACUGCGGGAAAAGUUUCAAGGUGAAAACCAAUCUGAUUACACAUCAGAGAAACCACACGGGAGAGAAACCCUACACGUGUUCGGACUGUGGGAAAAGCUUCAGCCAGAGCUCAAGCCUCACGAAACACUGGAGAGUCCACACGGGAGAGAGACCCCAUACGUGCCUAGUGUGUGGGAAAAGUUUUAGCGAGAGCUCAACACUUAUUAAGCAUGGGAGAGUCCAUACGCGGGAGAGUAACUCGAGUGUGGGAAGAGCUUGA
Molecule: messenger RNA, 2412 nt
Organism: Mauremys mutica (yellowpond turtle)
Lineage: Eukaryota; Metazoa; Chordata; Testudines; Geoemydidae
Product: zinc finger protein 250-like
Exons: 6
Coding region: 19-2412 (797 amino acids)
Biological process (GO): regulation of transcription by RNA polymerase II
Molecular function (GO): DNA-binding transcription factor activity; RNA polymerase II cis-regulatory region sequence-specific DNA binding
Source: RefSeq, a predicted model, not a curated record